AUGGCGAAUCCUGCGCCGAAUUUGGAAUGCCGGAUGUACGAAUCCAAGUACCCUGAGGUGGAUAUGGCUGUGAUGAUUCAAGUGAAGAACAUCGCCGACAUGGGGGCUUACGUUUCCCUCCUUGAGUACAACAAUAUCGAGGGGAUGAUCCUUUUCUCCGAGCUCUCUCGCCGUCGGAUUCGUAGCAUUAGUAGUCUCAUCAAGGUCGGCCGGAUUGAGCCCGUCAUGGUCCUCCGUGUCGAUAAGGAUAAAGGUUACAUCGAUCUUAGCAAGCGUAGGGUCAGCGAGGAGGAUAUACAGGCUUGUGAGGAGAGGUACAACAAGAGCAAGCUUGUUCACUCCAUUAUGCGCCAUGUCGCCGAGACUGUUGGGGUCGAUUUGGAGGACCUAUACGUAAACAUCGUCUGGCCUUUGUAUAAGAAGCAUGGCCAUGCUUUUGAGGCUUUCAAAAUCGUUGUGAAUGAUCCUGAUUCUGUUUUGAAUACUCUCACCCGGGAAAUCAAAGAGGCAGGACCUGAUGGUGUGGAGGUGACUAAAGUUGUUCGGGCUGUGUCUGAAGAAUUGAAAGAUGCGUUGGUCAGAAACGUUAGGAGAAGAAUGACUCUGCAGCCAAUGAAGAUUCGCGCUGAUAUUGAGUUGAAGUGUUUUCAGUUUGAUGGAGUUAUCCACAUCAAGGAAGCCAUGAAGAAGGCAGAGGCUGAAGGUAGUGACGACUGUCCUGUCAAAAUCAAGCUUGUUGCUCCACCACUUUACGUUCUCACAACGCAUACCCUUGACAAGGACAAAGGAAUAGUGACUCUGAAUAAAGCAAUUGAAGCAUGCAUUACUGCAAUAGAGAAACAAAAGGGGAAACUCGUCGUUAAAGAAGGUGCUCGUGCGGUGAGUGAACGCGAUGACAAAUUGCUUGCUGAGCACAUGGCUAAGCUCAGAAUGGAUAAUGAAGAAAUCAGCGGAGAUGAGGGAAGCGAAGAAGAAGAAGAAGACACUGGAAUGGGAGAAGUUGAUAUCGAUGGAGGUAGCGGACUAAUUGAAUGA
Messenger RNA from Microthlaspi erraticum, 1035 nucleotides. The record is from the annotation of a GenBank genome assembly. Lineage: Eukaryota; Viridiplantae; Streptophyta; Magnoliopsida; Brassicales; Brassicaceae.